AUUCAUGAAGCACAGGGACACAGCGGGUGGGGCGCGGAUAAAUAAAAGCUGAGUGAGCUGAAACUGCACACAGGAAGAGGAACUGUGCACGCGGUGACUCGCCGGGACGCAGCCCGCUGCUCGUCUGGGCCCCGCCAGCUCGCCGGAGAGACCACAACCCCACUGUGGGGUGCGAGGAGCGGAGAGCUGCCCUGCGUGCAGCUCCAAGAUGAAGCCUCCAUCUGGGCAAGGCAUAAGGCUGGCAUGCCUUCUCCUCAGCUUGGCUUCCCUCUGCCUUCCCACCCCGCUCUGGGAGGACCGAGACUCCUUCAUGCAGGAGGAGAAAGCCAGACUGACAGGUGGCAAUUUGCUGCUGAGCACCCAAGAGCAGCAGCUCAGCACGAAGCUCAUCAGUCUCAAGAAGAAGGAGGUCACAGCAGCCUUGAACGCAGGGCAGUUCCCUCCGAGCAUGCACUUCUUUCGGGCAAAAAGCCUCAUUGAGCAGAGCACGGUGUUCAGCAUCCUGAAGCGCAUGCCAAAAGGUGCUGUCCUCCACCUGCACGACUAUGCCAUGCUGAGCGUGGACUGGCUGGUGUACAAUGCCACCUAUCUCCCUGACUGCUAUAUCUGCUUCACCCACACGGGCACUGUUCGGUUUCACUUUUCCAAGCCUCACCCUCCUCACCCAGUUCCGGCCCAGUGCUCCCAGUGGGUUUUGCUGGAGACAUACCGAAAACAGCUGCGUAAUGUGACUGAGUUUGAUGACAGCUUGCUGAGGAACUUGACCCUGGUGACGGAUGCCCCGGAGCUGGCCUACCCUUCCCAGGCUUUCAUCUGGAAAAGGUUUGAAGAAGUCUUUCUCAUCGCUUCUGGACUUAUCUGCUAUGCACCUGUGUUCAAGGCCUACUUCUACCAGGGGCUGCUGGAGCUCUAUGAGGAUAACAUACAGUAUGUUGAGAUAAGAGCUAUCCUGCCUCCGGUGUACGAACUGGACGGCACUCGGCACAACAAGUCCUGGUCAGUGGCAGCGUACCAGGAGGUGAGCAGGAGGUUUGUGCAGGAGCACCCCGAUUUCCUCGGAGCAAAGGUUAUCUUCACGGCACACAGGAUGCUGAAUGUUUCCCAGAUUAAAGAAGCCAUCAUCACCGCCAUGGAACUCAGAGCCCACUUCCCAGACACCCUGGCAGGCUUUGACUUGGUUGGCAAUGAGGAUGAAGGUCAUUCUUUAUGGGAGCUGAAGGAUGUCCUGACCAUCCCAUAUUCCCUGAGGGUCAACCUGCCUUACUUCUUCCACGCUGGAGAGACAGACUGGCAGGGCACCUCUGUAGACAAUAAUGUGCUGGAUGCUCUGCUACUGAAUACCAGUCGGAUUGGCCAUGGACUUGCCCUCACUAAACACCCAGCAGCCAAAAAUUUAUCUCUGAAGAGGGAUACUCCUGUAGAAGUCUGUCCCAUCUCCAACCAGGUGUUGCUGUUAGUGUCUGACCUGCGGAACCACCCCGCAGCCAGUCUCAUGGCUGAAGGGCAUCCUGUUGUCGUCAGCCCUGAUGAUCCCUCUGUCUUUGGGGCAAAGGGUGUCUCCUAUGACUUCUAUGAGGUGUUCAUGGCCAUUGGAGGGAUGAAUGCUGACCUGAGGACCUUGAAACAACUUGCGCUCAACUCCAUAAAAUACAGUGCCAUGCUACCGGAUGAGAAAGCCAAGGCCAGAGAGGUCUGGCAGAAAAAAUGGGACCAAUUUGUGGCUGAUCUUGCUGAUAGCUUGUUGAUGUAGCUUUAGAAGGGAGGAGACCCGCCUCGUCUCAGAAGGCAUUUGGCAAGCCAGAGAAAGCCAGGCUUGUUGCUGGGAGGCAGCCUGCUUCUUCCACGUGACUUGAGCAGAUGAAGGAACCUCUUCGUCUCAGCCAGCCUGGGGCAAUGUGGUUAAGACGAGCUUAAUGCUAGGAAUGAGCUGCACUAUCCUGGAGAAGUCAAGGGCCAGAGGUAAAAUGGAGCAGCAAGCCUCUGUAACAACACCAGCAGAAUAUGCCACUCAGAAUAGUCAAAACAAUUAAAAGUUGCCGAUGACCAAAUCCUGACAUCCUUAUUCAGGAAAAACUUGCCUUCUAAUUAGACUUAGUGGGUGAUUGCCAACAUGAGGAUCUCUGAAUUUUGCCUUAUCGUUACAAAAUGCAGACCUUGUCCAGAAACAACUAAGACAAACAUCCAGCCAUUUGGGCCACUGACCUUCGGGAGAGAGAGGACUGAAAAUGACUCUUGUUAUGUUUAACCCUGGGCCUGCUGCCAAAAUAGCACUGCUGGGUCGAAGAACCAGUCAUAGGUUUGACGUCUGCUAUUUCAGGACCUACCAUGGCUGGAAACAAGCAGAUGGAACCAUACAAAUGUUCCCAGACCGUGUAAGCUUGGUUGCACAGAGAUCAGAAGGCAAAAAAGGGGUGCCUCAUUUGCCCGUGGUUGUUUUCUUUUCUCUUCCUUGCAGAAUCCUUUCCUGUCCUCUGGUCACAGGGAAGCUAAAUACUUUUCACCUGAAAAAAAACCCACCUGGCUUUCCAGAUUCUGUUUGACUAAAUACUCAUCCUGCUUUGCAGUGUGUUAACACAGGCUCUGAAUUUAUAGGAAGUGCCUUUUGAUAUCAAGGGGUUCCACUACUGGCCUUUGUUGCCUUAUUCAGCCCAUUCACCUUGGUGAUAUUCAUCUCAGUGAGAACUAAUCUCAUACUGUGCAUAUCCAAUGCAUUCAUUUGGACCUUUACAGUUACCAGUACUGUCACUAAAAGGUAUUACAGCAGCUACACAGUAAAUUGAGCCUAGACAAGUGGAUUCCCUUGGUUAACAAGCUCAAAAAUAUCAGGGAAAGAACUAGUGUCAGGGAGAUUAAAAAAAAAAAGUCUUUAUCAGGAUGCUAAAUAAAUCCAGCAAAAUCCUUCAGUACACACACCCCAGGCACAAGCCAGGAUCAACCAGCAUCUCUCUGGCAUUAGCACAAUUGCCCUGGUUUACAGCAGCCAAGGGAGAUCUUGUAAAUGUUCCUGCUGAAAGGUGCCUCCUCCUCAGAGCCCAAGACUUGUGUGGACUGUUGUUUCCUGAUCUGACCAGCUUGGGCAAACUGGCUCCCUUUAAGCAUCCUGCUAAUUGUCCCAAGCUGCCUGGUUGGUGUUUAUUUCUACUAACCUUGGUCAAAACACCUUAGCAGGAGACAAAUAUACUCACUACAGAAGUGGAUCAAGCUAUGCAGCCCAUGUAUCCCUUGUGUGCUCAAUGUUAAAUGGCCCACAUUUCACAUGCUGCAAGCUUCUGUCUAGUAAUCCAAGGCAAAACCAACAAAAACUCACCGCAAACUGAAGGCAGCUGGAUUGCAGAAGCCAGCAAGGCAAGCCACUGAAAGCAGAAGUAGAAGCCAGUCACACACCGCGCAGAGCGGGAGGGCUCUGUGCUGGGCAAAGCUGGGCCUUUCCAACUGGCUGCCUUCAGCUCCAGCUCUGCCCGCAUGACCCACACCUUCCUCUUACUCCCCCACAGCUGAUGUUUGCUGUUCAGCCUUCUGUGGGCCUCAAUGUACAUUUGUCCAUGGGACGAGCUUUAUACUGGAAGAGGAGCUACUGUAGAAGCACCUUUCCUCCUUUUCCUUCUCCAUGGGUAUAGCAUGCAGAGCUCAGUCUGAAGUCCCCGAUGCAAGCAUUCCUUUCAGUCCCAUAAUAACUGCAGCCUGGGGAAAUGUCUAAUGUGUAAUCCUGCCGAGGAAAGCUGUUGCAAACAGGUGGGAUGGUUGCUCACCAGUGACCUAAAGCCAACUCCCUCUGAGUCCCCUCAACAUUUAAGCUUUGCUGUAUGGGAAGGGAGGAAGAUGUUGUAUUUUCCAUGAGUUUCUUCCCCCUGGCAAGCCUCAUUACUGCCUGGGUGAAGCUAAUAGCACAUAUCAGGAGCCACCAGUGAGUGACACUGUUUGGGAUUACAGCAUAGAAAUCACUGGGGAGUUCAAAUUGUACAGGUCUGAGGUGAUCUACAGACAGAGCCUUCAGAAGGGUGAAACCUGACCCUACAGGCCUACGUUCGGACUUGUGAUCUCCUGCUGCUGAAGGUGUCCAUCUGAAGGUUGGUCAGACAGCAGACAUUUUCCCAUCCUGAUCAGGUAUGUUUAAAUGUGAACCUGAACUGAAUGGAGGCCUCUGACUCUACGAUAUAGCCUUCCCCAUAUCUCCUUCUGAACAGGGUGCUGCUCCCAGUAGUCCCCUUGGAAGAUGAGCUGUAACUGCUUUUAGGGCUAUAGAGAGUUAGACAGGAGGAGGGCUGCCCUGUUUUACAGCUGGCAACCAACUCUUUUUUAGAGCAUGCCUUAUUUCAGAGAAAGCUCCUAGUAGGAAGACCCAGACUGCAUCUCCAUCUCUCCAACUCCAGGUGUGCAAAAAAGGAGGGUUUAAGGCCGAGCCACUGCAGUUAAGAAAGUGGAAUAUAUUCAGACAUCUUUGAGGGUUACAGUAAACUUGGCUAUGGGGCUUGGUUGGGACUUGGCUUUUAGCAUUCACAACAACAUUUUAAAUGUUUUGCUACCAGUCUGUUUCCUUACCCUUAGUACUUAGUUCCCUCAUCACAAUUAAUGUACAUCAUAUGUAAUGCUCUCAUGGACAUUUCCUUCUGAACGUAGUAUUCAUUCAAAUCUUUGAACCCAUUUCCACUACUUCUCUCUUUAGCAAUGAACAAACAAAAAGAGAGCUGGGGAUACCAGUAUUUCAUGCAAAGUUUUCUUCUGGAAUGUGCAGCACAAGGGGGAUGUUCCACGUCACUCAGUGGAGUACAAUUAUGAGUGAGACUGAGAUGUCCUCACAGCGUGGUGCAAAAGGCAGCCUGACCUAUGGGGCUAACAUGUUGGAGCUGAGCCUGGGCUGCCCUCCCAGUCCCCCUUCCCCACUCCAUGCUGUAGCGGCAUCCAGCUCUGGGUCACGGUUUCUGAGGAUUCGCCUGAUGGACACGAUCUGCUUGUUCCACCUCUCCUCCUAUUACAGCUUUGUACCAUCUCUGUGGUGGCUACAGCAUGAGCAAGUAAAGGAACUAUUGCAGGUCA
This is a messenger RNA of Numida meleagris (helmeted guineafowl), 5034 nucleotides long. It is a transcript of the gene ADA2, whose product is annotated as adenosine deaminase 2. The record is from RefSeq and is a predicted model, not a curated record. The transcript is spliced from 10 exons. Gene Ontology annotation, biological process: adenosine catabolic process; inosine biosynthetic process. Bases 209 to 1750 code for a protein of 513 amino acids. Lineage: Eukaryota; Metazoa; Chordata; Aves; Galliformes; Numididae. Gene Ontology annotation, molecular function: adenosine deaminase activity.